This is a messenger RNA of Prorocentrum cordatum, 1671 nucleotides long. The record is from the annotation of a GenBank genome assembly. NCBI's taxonomy places the organism in Eukaryota, Dinophyceae, Prorocentrales, Prorocentraceae.
AUGUCCCUGGACUCUGGCUACCGCACCGCCUUUGCCGGGGUCACCUGCCCCAACGGCGGGUCUGCGUGCCAUUUCGAGGGCUUCGACCUGUACCCCGACGAGCAGCGGCUCAUCACGAGCCCACCGCGCGAGGUCAACGUGGGACACUCCGCGUGGUACGCGCCGAGGUACUCUGCCGCCCCGGCCUACAGACGGCAGGCGGCCUCGCUCGUGGCGGACGUGGGGGAGGCGUACCUGGACCAGCAGCACGCGGACGAGGCCCCGUACGAUGCGCGAAGUUCCCGCGCGUCGCACCUGGACAACGCGUGCCGGGUGGGAUACUUCGCCUCGGACGUCACCGACGUCUACUUCGGUUGGGAGCACAACGAGGCCUACCGCAUCUACCCGUACCGGGAGCUCUCCGACUGGUAUUGGACACCCCGCGAUUUCCCAGAAUGGUGCGGCAGUGUCAGCCAGGGGUAUACGCCUCUCUGCCGAUCUUGGUACCAGGAUGCCGUCGCCGCCCAGGGCAGCGCCGCCUACGGCGAGGUGGCAUGGGAUCCUGACAACGGACAGACGUUCGUUUCGAUCAGCGCAGCUUUCUACGAUAACGAGGCAGGCGAAGCCCUUCCGGGCAAGCUAGUGGGAGUGGUUGCUGUCUCGAUGUCCCUCCGAAAAUUGAAGGAGACGUUGGAGAACACUCCGCUGUACGAAAACGGGUACGCCUACAUCUUCGAUGUGAGCGGCAAUGCCGUGAUCCACCCUGAUUGGGAUCUGGCAUCCAGUCCGACGAGCGUGGUCGAACUCGCGAAGGCAGGCGACGACGAGUUUGGCCGGGCGUACCAGGAAGGUAUUGUGAACGCCUUCGGACAGGAGGGGACUUGGAACGGCGAGUGGUACAAUCCAGAUACUGAUGAGAAGGAGACCUGGCCCGAGACGGCGGCCUGCCAGGACUGGACCAGCGGACAAUCGAUGCAGCUCGUGCUGGGCGUGUCUGAGCUCGAAGUUGAGAAGGCCGCCGUUGAUCUCGAGGAAAAGCUGAGGUCGUUGGCGAUUACCCAGUGCGUAGUGACCACUAUUGUCUUGGUCAUCACCUCCAUGCUGCUAGUGUUUGUGUCCAUGAUGUUCCAGCAUAGCUUCAUCCAUCCCGUGAAGAAGCUUAAAGACCUAGUGACACAGGCAGAGAAGGAAGGGUUCAAGACCAAUGUAGACACCACGGAGGAUGUUAUUUCUUUGGAGCUCGGGACCUUGAAGAGAAAUUUCACGAAACUGCUCACUGCGCUGCGAUUCAACAACCCGGACUACCAUAAGGGCGACAAGGGGCUAGAGCUUGCGAACUUGCGUGAGGCGGAGGCGAUUGUGAAGGAGACGGGGAACCUCCGAGGCAUCGGCGUCUGCAAGAACAACCUCGGCAAUCUGGUCAGGGGCAUGAGCGCGCAGGAGAAGCAGAGGCUGCCAGCCGAGGACCGCGACCCGCGCAGGCUGCUCGAGGCGGCCGUCAGGAACGCCCAGGAGCUGGUGACUGACCCCGGGAGCCACGUGUCGGAGGACCAAGUGGGCACCCGGAUGCUCGGGCUGGCCCUGGCCCGCCUGGACCACGGGGAGGAGCGGAAGGCCGUGGACGACCUCAAGGAGGCGCUCGCCAUCCACAAGGGCAGCGGCAGCUGGCAGGCGCUGGCGCGCCUCGGCUUC